Drosophila virilis is the source of this 3359-nucleotide messenger RNA. RefSeq names its product transcription factor cropped (gene crp). NCBI's taxonomy places the organism in Eukaryota, Metazoa, Arthropoda, Insecta, Diptera, Drosophilidae. Gene Ontology annotation, biological process: regulation of transcription by RNA polymerase II. Gene Ontology annotation, molecular function: DNA-binding transcription factor activity, RNA polymerase II-specific; protein dimerization activity; RNA polymerase II cis-regulatory region sequence-specific DNA binding. The record is from RefSeq and is a predicted model, not a curated record. Gene Ontology annotation, cellular component: nucleus.
UUAACAGCUGUUAUUUUGCGUUGAAUUUUUGAACCGAGCAGACGUACGUCGCGGACGCCUUGUGUAAAAACGCGGUCUACGUACAGUGCAACCAUUUUGCUUAUAUAUAUAUAUCUAUCGAUGUAUAUGUGUGUAUGUGUAUAUGCCAAAGUGGUGUAGCAAAAUAAAAAUUGCAAAAACAACAGCAACAACAACGACAAGAAGAAGAAAUAUAUUUUGCACAAGCUUGUGAAAACUUCUAGUGUUUGUGCUAUUCAGCGGCAGCAAACGACAACAACAGCAACAACAACAUCGACGCCGUCGCGCUCAAUUUUUUACGGCGCGCCGCCUGCUGUUUCGAAGUGCGUGUGUGUGAGUGCGAGUGCGGUUUACAUGAGCGUGCGAGUGUGAGUGCGCUGUGUCUGUGUGUGUUGUGUCUGCCUAACAAUUUGCCGCUAAACACAAAAGCAGCUGAAGGCAGCGAGAAGAAGCAGACAGAAGACCAGCUGACGACGACGUCGACGUCGACGUCGACAAUACACACACACACACACAUAGCAAAAAGUCAACGAUCGAUUGCGCGUAUAUGUGCAUGUGUGCAUGCGUGUGUUUGUUUAUGUGUGUGUGAGCAGCAGACGAGGUGAAAAACAGAAAGCGUAGAAGAGAAAGAAGCAGAACAGCAACAAACCAAACGAAAUUAAAAAAAUAAAUAGUGCAGCAAAGUGAAGCACGUGUGUCCUGCUCCAAUAACAGUUACAUUCGCAACGCGCGACAACAAACAACAGCAACAAACACACACAGACAUCAAAUAAAAAAAAAAUGUCUUCGGUACCGCUGGCCAUUAAAACGGAGGAAGUCAUUUUGGAAAACGCCGAAUACAAUAGCGCUGAGGAAUUGGAUGAAGAGUUACAAUUACAACUGGAAGAUUCAGGCGGCGAGAAUACCUAUCACAUUGAGUACACCACCGAGCCGGCGCAUCAGGUUACAACCAGCUCGCAGCGUCGCCAAUCGAACAUGAGCGCAUCGAAUACAACAAAAGAUGGCGGGGGAGGCGGCGGCGGCGGCGGCGAUGGGGGCAGCUCGCCAAGCGGCAAACCCAUAUUGGAUACCGAGAAGCGUAUGAGAAGGGAAAUAGCCAACAGCAACGAGCGACGACGCAUGCAGAGCAUCAAUGCCGGUUUUCAGAAUUUACGUUCGCUCUUGCCACGACACGAGGGCGAAAAGUUGAGCAAGGCUGCCAUAUUGCAACAGACCUUCCAAUAUAUUGUGGAGCUGGAGAAUCAGAAGACACAGCUGCUGACGCAGAACAGCGAACUGAAGCGACAAGUGGGCGAGCACGAGGCCAACGGAGGAGGAGGAGGAGGAGGCGGAGGCGGAGGCGCCUCUGGUGACAAUUACAACAACAGCAAUGCGAACGAGUCGAGCGGAGGAGGCGGCGCAAGUGCGGUGGCCAUCAAGAAGCGCAAGCUGACUGACAACGUGAUCAACAUGCAGACGAUCAGCGACAGCUCCGACGAGGGACUCGGCUCCAUGUCCCCGGAGCCCAUGACGCUGCUCUCCGCGGGCGCCGGAGGCGGAGCAGCGGCGGCAGCAGCGGCUGCAGCCGGAGCAAAGCUGAACAAUGCGAGCAUAAUUGCGGCCAAGGAGCUGCUCGAGAUGAAGAAGCAGCUGGAGAAGGAGCGCAGCCUGCGGCGCCUGCUCGAGGACGAGCUGCAGAUGAUCAAGCGGCAGCUGUACAGCGUGGCGACGGCGCCGCCGGGCACCGCGGUCGCCGCGGCGGCGGCCAACAGCAGCGGAAGCGGAAGCGGAAGCGGGAGCAGCAGCGCGUACAUUCCACGCGAGGUGAUCGAGCACACGGACAACUUUGUGCGCGCCGAGGAGCUGGAGGAGCUCGGCGGCACCGUCUCGUAUGUGGAAAUCGACGAGAUGACCGGCCAGCAGCAGGUCGUGGUCUGCUCCAGCAUCGAGGAGCUGGAGUCGGAUGCGGCAGCGGAAAUAAUCAGCGAGGAUCAGGUGCACGAGGAGGUCAUACUCUCGUCGAACAGCUCCACGGAGUCCGAGAACGAGGUGAACGUGAAUGCCAUUGCCAAAGCCUAUGCCGAGGGCAUGAGCACGCCCAUCCUCCAGGCGGCCAUCAAGGCCACGCCCAAGGUCGAGGUGGAGCGCAUCAACGAGAAGAUUGUCAAGGUCAAGACCGAGAAACUGGACCAGCCGACAACAACAACAACAGUGAUGGGCGCCACGGCCGUCUUCACACGCUCCCGCCAGAAUCUGGAGACCAUUGUCGAGGCCAUCCGGCAUCUGGAGGGGGAUCAUCUGUUCGCCGACGGCGAUCAGCAGCACAAGCUGCAGCAGCAUUAUCAACAGCAGCCGGCGCAGUCGCAGCAUCAGCAGCAGCAGUCGCAGCAUCAGCAGCAGUCGCAGCAUCAGCACCAUUCGCAGCAUCAGCAGCAGCAGGAACUGCAUCCGCAGCAGUCGCAUCAUCAUCAGAUCAUCAGCACAACUGUUGCCGCCGGCUAUCGCCUGGCGCAGGAUGCGCCGCUGGCCCUGACCACGGGCAAGCAGCAUGCGGCGCUGGCCGAGCUGCGUCCGUUCCUGCAGUUGAAGGGCAACAAGCAGGUGAUCAUUACGGCCAAGUCGGCCAAGGAUGUGGGCGGCACUGUUAGCAGCGUUACGCCUACGGCGAUAUUCAAGGUGCAGACCAGCAGCAGCGCGUCAGCGGCGGGAGUGGUCGGUGCCGGCGGCGCGAGUCAUCAUCAGCCGGUGACCAUCACAACGUCCCUCAAGCAGUGUCGUCCCGGGGUCAUUGUGGCCAAGCAGCUGCCGUCGUCCUGAUUGCCCAACAACAGCAGCAGCAGCAGGAGUAACAGUAACAUUAACAGCAGCAGCAGCAACAGCAGCGUCCCACGAGCUAGUAUUAAAGGCGCGCGCAAUAACAUAACUGUAACAGCAGCAGCAGCAGCAUUAACAGCAACAGCAACUCCUAAACGGCGCAGCUAUGUUAAGCAACAGCAGGCGGCGCGCUUUAACAGCGCUGUUAGGCCUCACUAGAGCAAAGCUUGCGCGCGCUGUUAGCACAGAUCUUGCGCGCUGCUCUGUUAAGCUGCUGCUAAAAGCAAACAAAACAAAACACAAAUUAACGGCAAUUGUAUAAAAUUAGUAGAAAAUGCAAGAAUUUUGUGCAGUCGAGAACUCGUUAUAUUUUGUUUAAUUAAUUGAUUAUUUUGUGUUUUAAACAAAACAUUUUUCCAUUUGCAAAAAGAAAACCACAAAACUCACUUUAAAUAGCCACUGUAAUUACAAAAAAAGCAACAACAACAAUUUGUUCAUUUAUUGUUUAAGUCAAUGUGUGAGAAACGAAAACAAAAACAACAACAAAA